AUGUAUGGCUUCAGAACCCUCCACUCCCUCGUCUUUGGCCACCAGGAAGACCCUCUAUGUCGUACUCUCCGCGCCUCCGAUGUUCCCGUCACCACCGCAGAUUGCAGAACAUGCUCCGACCCCUGUGACCUCGGUCACGACGCAUAUCCCCGCCGCUUCGACAUAGAUAUGGACACAGACAUGCUGGGCUCCGUAAAGCCAUACCACCGCCAGAUAGUUAUCUCCACUGGCAAGUCGGACUGGGAGCGCGACAUCACCGACGACAAGAAUUCACUCGCUUCUGCUCUGCUCGAAGUCUCAACAAAGCCGACUUCCCCCAUGUUACCGAGUUCCCCAAAACCCGCGUCUCCACCCCCAAACAAGGGUGUGCGACCGGUGACAGGCCUUUUCUCGACGUCCGACUCGAGUAGGACCUCGGUACUUAACGGGAGUCACAAAACUGUAUGCCACGAAGACGACCACGAGUCUGUACUUGUCUUCCCGGACUUCAAAGUUGUGACCGAAGUUCGCCGAUCUCUACAAGGAGCCCGUGAAUUCUACGAAUGCGCCCUCGACCCCUCGGUGGGCACCGACGGCAGCUACCUCGAAAAGAGCAUACUCAAAUCAUGGAUACUUCCCUACGCCUGCGUGAUUCUGAUAUGCUCGCACAAAAAGCGGGAUAACCGGUGUGGGAUUGCCGCGCCAAAACUUGAACAUGCGUUCAUCAGGUCACUAGAGGCGCAGGGUUGGGACGCUGAUACACAACUAGAACACCCGGAGCUGACCAUGGGUAUUCCGCUCGAAGACCUCAACGUAACGCCGGAAGAGCGGUACGAAAAUAUCUCCUCCCAGCUGAAAGAGAGCUCGGAAUCGAAGCGCGCUCUCAUCGUCAAGGUGUCCCACGUUGGCGGCCACAAGUACGCUGGGAACUGCAUUAUAUACACACCGUCUGGAUCCGGGAUCUGGUACGGCCGAGUCACACCCCACGAUGUGGACUCGGUCGUAGUCAAUACAAUCAUCGACGGUCUCGUCCUUCCACCUCUGUUGCGCGGAGGUGUAAAUCUGUCACGGCCAAACUGCAAAACGCUGAACGACUGGUAA
Cyclocybe aegerita is the source of this 1080-nucleotide messenger RNA. The record is from the annotation of a GenBank genome assembly. Lineage: Eukaryota; Fungi; Basidiomycota; Agaricomycetes; Agaricales; Hemipholiotaceae.